UGGAAGGAGCUCCAGCUCAGCCCAGAAGGUUUUCUCCAGCAGCCGAGAGAAGCUCACAGCCAGCCAUCAUGGUGCACUGGACCGCCGAAGAGAAGCAGCUCAUCAACACUUUGUGGAGCAAAGUGGACGUGGCCGCCUUGGGUGGGGACACCCUUGCCUGCAUGAUGAUCGUCUUCCCCUGGACCCAGAGAUUAUUCACUCACUUUGGGGACCUCUCCAGCCCUGCCGCCAUCUGUGCCAACGCCAAAGUCAAGCAGCACGGCCACAAGGUCCUGGCCUCCUUCGAAGAGGCCAUCAAGAACCUGGACAAGAUCAAGGAGACCUUUGCCAAGCUGAGUGAGCUGCACUGUGACAAACUCCACGUGGACCCCGUCAACUUCGGGCUCCUGGGCGAGGUCCUCAUCACCAUGCUGGCCGCGCGCUUUGGGAAGGAAUUCACCCCUGCUUACCACCAUGCCUUCCACAAGCUGGUCAAGGUGGUGGCUCAUGCGCUGGCCCGCCGGUACCACUGAGACACCCCCAGGGAGAAGCAGCCGCCUCCUGCUGGUCUCGCCACCCACCGGGUGGGGUGGGGGCCACCCCUUCCUGCCCCCAUGUGACGCUUGACCCUCUAAUAAAUCCUUCCUCUGCAAUCUGA
This is a messenger RNA of Podarcis muralis (Common wall lizard), 637 nucleotides long. Its product is annotated as hemoglobin subunit beta-1-like. The record is from RefSeq and is a predicted model, not a curated record. Gene Ontology annotation, molecular function: peroxidase activity; haptoglobin binding; heme binding. Gene Ontology annotation, biological process: oxygen transport; hydrogen peroxide catabolic process. Gene Ontology annotation, cellular component: haptoglobin-hemoglobin complex; blood microparticle; hemoglobin complex. Lineage: Eukaryota; Metazoa; Chordata; Lepidosauria; Squamata; Lacertidae.